Molecule: messenger RNA, 2862 nt
Organism: Pelagomonas calceolata
Lineage: Eukaryota; Pelagophyceae; Pelagomonadales; Pelagomonadaceae
Source: the annotation of a GenBank genome assembly
GUACGGUUCCCAAAACGCGGCCGUCUCCCAGGCCACUGAGCCUCGACUCGCGUCGCGCAGGAGCAGCCCCGGCCGCGCAGCGCAUCAAUUGGACGCAGAGCGAAGUCGCAGCAUUUCACGCCAUGGAAUAUCUCAGCGCCGAACUCCUUAAUGGCGCGCCAGUCAAGCUGUUCGAGGUGGAGCAUGUGAGAGGUGACUUGGGCGUUGAUGCCGUCGCGCGGCUGGUCACGCCGCCAUACGUGCUCGCCUGGCCGAACCAAGGAAAGUGCUCCUUCUACGCCGGCGGCGCGAAGCGCCUCGAUUUAGCUCGCGCGCGCGUGAUAGCUCAUACCAUGAAGUCGUACAGCGACGUCGGCUGGAACAUAAGCGAUCCUGCGGCCGAGACAUUCUCGUUUAUUGUAAGAGUUACAGACAUGGAGGAGGGGCUCACCGCAGACGGGCACAGGAGCCUGAAGAGCGGGGAGGAGACUGCCAAGCGCGAGUGGUUGGCGGGCACCUUCGCAAGGUUCGGAACGAACAACAAGAACGUCUGUGGUGACGCCGUCUACAAGGACCACGACGGUUCGGUGUGUUACUACGGCGUCGCCGCGAGCCUGGCCGGCCUCCAAGAACCCCGGAACCGGCGCCGAGCAGCGAUUAUCGCCGGCCAGCUGCAGCCGCCGCCCCGUUGCAAAAUGUGGCCGGACGACGAACUCGAUAUUCUUUUUGCCCACGCCGAGGCCAACUUCCCGUUCCGCAACUGGAAGCUCUGCGUCGAGACGCUCGUCGAAUUCGGCCACGCUAGCCGCUCGGUAGCCGCAUGUUCUCGCAUGUUCUCUAGAUAUGCGGACGACUUCGGCGUAAAGAGGGUAACGCGAGAAGAUAUCAACGAGGCGCGCAGAGCGAACAUGAUGGGUCGCGAGUUGGUAUUGCAAACCCAAUUCCGUGCUGAGGCGAAAGACCGGCUCGCGACGGCGGUCGUCGCCGUGGGCGCCGAGGUCGAUGCUAUUGUAGAAUACGACGCGGAAUUCUUUGUUCAGUUCACAAAGGAAAAGAUCGCCGAGGAGAUCGAGCGGCUGCGCGACGAUCGCCCCGAGGUCUAUGCAAGGGCGGGGCAGGGGCUCAUGCAGGAGCCACAGCCGGUGUCUUCUGCGUCGGCGUUGUCUUCUGGGUGGAGACGACCGGCCGACGCCACGUGGCCGCCGACCGCGGUCGCGCACCUCGCGGGCCGGACUUUAGUGUUUAGUGGGAAAUGUCACGAGCCGCGCCGAAAUCAAUAGUACAAGAGAGAGAGAGUCGGCUCGAUGGCGUGGCGGUCGAAUACAUCGGUCUCACUGGUUGAUUCCACAUAGGCCUCGAGGUGCGGGGCGGUGCGUCGCAGCGCGACCUCCUGCACGCGUUGCGAAAUGUGGAUGGUGUGGACGACGUGAAGACGAGCCCUCGCCUUACCCACGACUGCAUCGUGGUCUACGCGCCGGACGUCGCAAAUCCGCCGCGCGGCAAGUACGGCGAAGCGAUGAAGCGCGGCGGCUACGACACGAUCGAGCUCGGGACGCUAUUACAGAUGCUGCCUGAUGACGCCGUCCCGAGAGGCUUGCAGGCGGACGUGGCCCGCCUACGCGCGGCUCGCGCGGCUCGCCCUUCUUCCGAGCGGCCCCAGAAGCCGAAGAAUGCCGACGAUCUCGUGACGCACCACGUCGCAUUAACGGGCAAUGCUCCUGGAGGUAUCAUCCAGAUCGACCUCGCCGAGAAGCUGAGCCCGCACGUGUCGUCGAUUCAUCUCGGUGGCAUGAAUCAGCGGACGACGCUCCUCCUCGUCGGUGACCUUAGUCGUGUCGUCGGUGGCGAAUCCACGAACCUUAGAAAGGCGGAGAAUGCCAACAUACCGACGAUCACGUACUCGGAGCUCUUUAGACUACUGCCUGCGCUCGCACCAUCCUCUGGGCCGGCAUCCUCUAGGCUGGCGUUGCCUCGGGCGCGAUCGACUGUUGUGGCGCCGGGGGGGCUUCCCUGCGCGAUCUGCGAGACUUCUUGCGAUGCAAGGUUCGCGUUCUGUGGCCAGUGCUGGCGCUCGCCGCUCAAAGCCCGCCAGGCGGCCUACUGCGACGCUCUGGCCGCCCAGCGGGACGCACAACGGGAGAUUAUUGUCCGGGCGGCACCUUCUCUGAGGCGUUACGGUGAUAUUGAUCAGCCACCCGCUUCGACGUUACCGACCAACAUCGAGCAGCUCAAGUCCCGCGUCGAGUCGGCGGAGAGACUCUUGGGGCGCGAGUGGUGUCUGUCUCCACCGGAGCGGCCGGAGCCGCCCCCCCAGAUACGACGCGAGCCGGGGGCGGCGGCUGCAGGCGCGCCGCACCCGUCCACGCCGGCACCGCCGCGGGCGCCCCCAGUCGCGCCGCCUCGGCCGCCGACCACGCGCCGCCCGUCCGCGCAAGCGCUGGUCGUCGAUGCGGGACCGGCGAGCGGUCCGGUCGUGCGUGCUCGUAGUGGUCGAGGUGGUGCGAGCGGUCCGGUCGUGCGUGCUCGUAGUGGUCGAGGUGGUGCGAGCGGUCCGGUCGUGCGUGCUCGAAGUGGUCUAGGUGGUGCGACGAGGACUCAGUCUGGCCACUUGUCGGCGAGCGCCCCUGACGUCGACAUGACGAACGUGAACACGCCCCAAGAUGUCGAGCAAUUUCGGGAUUUCGGUGUGACUAAACUCAGGAAGCUCGGGCUGUCCGCCAUGCGCACGAUCCUCAGAGCGGUACGUGAGCCAGUGGAAACAACAGCCACAAACGGGGGGGCGGUGCAAAAGGAACUGGCCGAUCGUAUCCAGAAGUAUUUCGACACGCACGACCCCCCCCCCCGCGCCUAAGGCCACCUCCUACGCCGUCGCCCCGAAUGAUC